AUGAGUGCGCUAUCANNGGUUGAGCCCCAGGAGAAGAAGAAGACCCCCAAGGGCCGCGCAAAGAAGAGAAUCACGUACACCCGCCGUUUCGUGAACGUCACCAUGACCGGUGGCAAGAGAAAGGUGCGCAUAAUCCUCACCCUCUGGGCUCUGGUCGCAACAGGCGCUGACAAGGCGGUAGAUGAACCCCAACCCUACCUCGUAAACGAAUUCCGGAUCUGGAGUUUGAGAGAUGGGGCAAAGACGGGCACAUGGAUAGCACGCAGUCUGGCGACACCCUCGAUUCAUCACUGGGCGGCCAGACCGUUUCCUAGCCCUGGCAUCCAUGAUGAUGAUUCAAAACUCUGGUGGACACGCAUGGCUGAGCAGCUGCUGUUCCUUUUUCACAACAACGGUUACGUCUUCUGA
This is a messenger RNA of Aureobasidium uvarum, 408 nucleotides long. The record is from the annotation of a GenBank genome assembly. Lineage: Eukaryota; Fungi; Ascomycota; Dothideomycetes; Dothideales; Saccotheciaceae.